CGGGACCCGGGCUGACACUUUCCGAGUCCCAUGGCCAGUCAAGGUGCGAGCGCUGCGACAGAAGCAAGACUCGAUCACUAGUCCUCGCAAGAAGCGGCAACAAGAUAGAUGGCAUGGCCAAGCAAGUCACACAGAGACCCACAUUUGGGAGUUUGCAGCGACAAGACAGCCGCCUCACCCGACAGAAAUGGCCAUGAGACAGCUGCCCAAAGACUGCCCAGAGGAACCUCCUCCGUAGCGUAUCCCGGCAUGGCAUCGAAGCGCAUCGACGGGUUUCGCUCAGUAUUCUCGCCCUCGCCCUCAACCUCGGCGCCGCACCAUGCACCCGCCUCCGAACCCGUGAUCCUGGUCUUUGGCGAGACGGGCGUUGGAAAGUCGACGUUCAUCAAUGCACUGGCAAACUACCUGAGCUUUUCCGACAUCGACAGCGUUGAUCAAGGCAAUAUGAAGAUCAUGAUCCCGACGCAGUUCUCGCUGCACGACUUUGAGGCCACGGGACACGGGACGAUGUUCAAAUCAGGCAAUCUCACACUCAAGUCGACCCACGAAUCGACGACCGACAAUGAACAGCACAUUGUCGGACGAUCCUCAACACAAAGCCCCCGCACCUACAUCCUGGAGACGCAGCUCGAUUCGGGUCGGCAUGUGUCCAUCAGAAUCAUCGACACCCCCGGACUGGGCGACACCCGGGGCUUUGACCAAGACCGACGCAACGUCGAAAACAUCAUCGGCUAUCUCUCCCACUACGACAACAUCAGUGCUGUGUUUCUUCUGCUCAAGUCCGACGUGACCCGGACGACGAUUCCGUUCAAGUUUUGUUUCAAGGAGCUGCUCAAGAACCUGCACAAGCGCUGUGCAAACAAUGUUAUGUUCAUGCUCACGCAUUCACGAAGCUCCUUUUUCCGGAAUGGCGACACGAUUUCCAGCUUGACUGCGCUGCUGGAGGAGAUCAAGCGGGAGUCCGGGGUCGAGAUUCCGAUUGCGAAUAACGUCUUCAUGAUCGACAACGAGGCGUUCCGCUUCCUGGUUGCCAAACACAAGAUGGAGUUUUCGGACACUGAGCGAAACCAGUUCCGCUCCUCGUGGGAGAAAUCGACCAAGACAUCCCGGAAGCUGAUCCAAGCCAUUGCCGAGAUUGAGCCCUGCGAGACCGAAAGCUCCGUGUUCCUCCUGAGCACUCGGCGCUGCUUCAUAAAGCUGUGCAAGUUCUCGGCCCAUGUCACCAAACUGGAGGAAGCCACAGAGAAGUCGACCCGGGCCGAUAUUGCCGAGGCCAAGCGCACCCUGACGACGACCCUCAACAUCCCCGUCAAGUACAAGCUGUCCCACUCGAUGACCGUCUGCACCAACAAGAGCUGCACCAAGGUGAUGCAGGACCAGAGCGGACAGAGCAUCAUCGACUAUGUCGUCAAGUGCAAUCCUCGCUGCACCCUGGCGGACAUACACUUGCAGAGUAUAGGAGACCCGAGACUGCGCUUCAGCCCCAUCAUGGUGCGCGAGCAGUGUCGAACGUGCUCGCACUCCUUCCGAGAGCACAUGAACAUUGACUGGGAUGUCCGAUAUGAAUCAAGAGAGAUCGCCAGUCCUUCGGCACAGCGACAGCUAGCCAAGGCGCAGGCGAAAGAGCACGCCAUCAGCAAAGCCAUCCAGACGCUGGAGGAGUCGCUGCGGGAAAUCCAAGCCGCAGACGAGAGCAUUAGGAAGGUCGGCCGUCGACUCGCCAGCUACUUGACGGAGCACAGCAUCAGUCCCCUUCAACACCUCGCUGCUUGAGUAUCUCGAGAUCCUGAGCAAGGACGCACAAGCCUCGGGCAUGAGCGGCGCCUCUCUUGGCCAAUCAAGUGAGAGCUUCAAAGAUCUGGAGACCGACAAGUUGAUCCACGAGGCCGAGAAGAAGAUGGUGCUGGCGGUUCAAGAGAGGAGCGAGGCCGUGCCCUCGAGGGACGAGAUUGAGCGACUGAUGGGCGAGCUGUCCAAGAUUCGCUACUCCAACACCGAGGGAGUGGCAGGGCUUUCACGAGCCUUUGGCGCAAUAUCUGUUUCGGGGAACUCGGGCGGCUCACGAUUCCACGCUCUCGCUUUCCGGCCCGUAGUUAAAUAGGAUGGUGGUUGCUCACAUCAGGGUGCGCCAACAAGUGCAGCGAUGUUUGAAUAUAGAUAAAAUGGAGGAUGGAAUCAGUCCUGCC
Molecule: messenger RNA, 2186 nt
Organism: Polychytrium aggregatum
Lineage: Eukaryota; Fungi; Chytridiomycota; Chytridiomycetes; Polychytriales
Exons: 4
Coding region: 109-1773 (554 amino acids)
Source: RefSeq, a predicted model, not a curated record